This is a messenger RNA of Urocitellus parryii (Arctic ground squirrel), 1958 nucleotides long. RefSeq names its product abhydrolase domain containing 18 (gene Abhd18). The record is from RefSeq and is a predicted model, not a curated record. NCBI's taxonomy places the organism in Eukaryota, Metazoa, Chordata, Mammalia, Rodentia, Sciuridae.
CACUCCCCAGCUUCCCCGCGUCGCGGGGUAGAGCCGGGGAGAGCCGGCGUGGGUCCAGGCGCCGCCCAGCCUGGCUCGAGCUCCUCCCUCCCCGCGCCGCCUGCGGGUGCCACCGCCACUAUUCCUGGAGAGCCUUCGGUCGGUGCGGCUGUGGGGCUGGCAAAGGAGUCCCGGGAGCGGCGGCGGCGGCGGCGCCAGGACGCUCGGCCAGCGAACCGUGGGCUUCGCCCGGCGGCCAAUGCUGUUUGCUACUAAUGGGGGUAAGCAAGUUAGAUGUUCUAUACCGGAGACUUCUCCUCACAAAACUUUUUAUSAGAGGAUGGGGAAGACCAGAAGAUCUCAAAAGACUCUUUGAAUUCAGAAAAAUGAUUGGAAAUCGAGAAAGAUGCCAGAAUCUGGUUUCGAGUGAUUAUCCAGUAUACAUUGAUAAGAUUGAGGAGCAGUCAGACUGUAAGAUCCUAGAUGGACACUUUGUUUCCCCCAUGGCCCACUAUGUGCCUGAUAUCAUGCCAAUUGAAUCUGUUAUYGCACGGUUCCAAUUUAUUGUGCCUAAGGAGUGGAACAGCAAAUACAGACCAGUGUGCAUUCACCUUGCUGGAACCGGAGAUCAUCAUUACUGGAGGCGGCGAACACUGAUGGCCCGUCCCAUGAUUAAAGAAGCCCGGAUGGCUUCUUUAUUGUUAGAAAACCCGUAUUAUGGCUGCAGGAAACCCAAGGACCAAGUAAGGUCCAGCUUAAAAAAUGUAUCUGACCUUUUUGUGAUGGGAGGAGCUCUUGUUUUAGAAUCUGCAGCUCUCUUGCACUGGCUAGAGAGAGAAGGUUAUGGACCUCUCGGAAUGACCGGAAUAUCCAUGGGAGGACACAUGGCCUCCUUAGCAGUAUCCAACUGGCCUAAGCCCAUGCCACUGAUUCCAUGUCUGUCUUGGUCCACAGCAUCUGGGGUCUUCACUACGGGUGUAUUGAGUAAAUCAAUUAAUUGGAGGGAGCUGGAAAAGCAAUAUUAUACACAGGCAGUUUAUGAAGAAGAAAUUAUUCACAUGCUUGAAUACUGUGGAACAGAUUCCUUCAAAAUGGGACAAGAGUUCGUGAAACGCUUCUCUAGCAGUGCAGACAAGCUACCUAACCUCAAUCUAGUUUCUAGAACUAUAAAUUUAGACAUGACAGACGAAGUUGUGUCCCAGAAACCUGCUGAGUGCCACAAUUSUAGUAAAACUUCUCUGAGUGCUUCAUCAGAAGGACUGUUGUUGCAAGAUACCUCUAAGAUAGAGUGCUUGGCUCAAACACUUAAAACCAACAAAAGAAGUUAUACAGGUUACAGCCCUCAGUCACAUCGCCUACUCAGCAAAGAACAAAGAAGAAACCAUCUUCAAAAAGAGUCUUUGAUAUUUAUGAAAGGAGUCAUGGACGAAUGUACUCAUGUAGCAAAUUUCUCAGUUCCAGUUGACCCAAGCCUCAUUAUAGUGGUACAAGCCAAGGAGGAUGCCUACAUCCCACGAACAGGAGUUCGGAGUCUACAAGAAAUUUGGCCUGGUUGUGAAAUCCGAUACCUAGAAGGGGGUCAUAUUAGUGCUUAUCUUUUUAAACAAGGACUUUUCAGACAAGCCAUCUAUGAUGCAUUUGACCGCUUCCUCCGUAAAUAUGCCAACUGAUUGGAUCACUGUGUUAUGCAAUCAGCUAGCAGUUUUUACAAGAGAAAUUUUUAUCCUGUGACAAUGUGAAGAACAAGCAGACAGCACUGGAGUCUGGAAUUCAGUGUUGCAGAUCAGUCACCUAUAAAUUCUAAAUACAUUUCAGUAAUUUUAAAACAAUGUUUGAAUUAAAUAAUCUUAAAGUAUGGUGUUUCUGUUUGUGGGAAUCCCAUAUGCUCAAUAUCUAGUCUAUUAUAACUAUUUAUGAAAACUUUAUAUUUUCAAUUAUGAAUAAGUUAUUAAUUUAAAAUAAAUGUAUCCAUGGGAACA